Arachis ipaensis is the source of this 5544-nucleotide messenger RNA. It is a transcript of the gene GTB1, whose product is annotated as global transcription factor group B1. Lineage: Eukaryota; Viridiplantae; Streptophyta; Magnoliopsida; Fabales; Fabaceae. The record is from RefSeq and is a predicted model, not a curated record. Gene Ontology annotation, cellular component: transcription elongation factor complex. Gene Ontology annotation, molecular function: histone binding; nucleosome binding; nucleic acid binding. Gene Ontology annotation, biological process: transcription elongation-coupled chromatin remodeling; transcription elongation by RNA polymerase II; nucleosome organization.
AAACGGAUCGGAGCGGGGAAUACCCGAUUAGCACUUUGGGUUUGGGAGUAAAACCCAGAAGCACUCAGCAGCACACAGAAAUAACCCACUACUCCUCCAUCUUUUCAUUUCUUCACUUAGAAACCCAUAAAAAUCUCUCUUCCCAAUUUUUUCCUGAUUCGCGCUCGACAGCAGCCUGUAUCGUUUUUACUCUUUCCUUUCGUUUCUCUCUGCGUUCUCUUCUCUGUCGUUUUUGCCAACUCGUUCGCGUUUUGCUUCGUUCCCGAAAUCAUGGCCAAGGCCGUCGUCUCUGACGAAGAAGAUGAGGUCGAGUACGAGGAGGAAGAGAGGGACCCCGCUGAUGGAGAUGGUUUGGAAGACGGUCGGGAUGUGGACGAUGACGAUGAGGAAGAUGAAGAAGAAGGGCAGGAUGAAUAUGAAAAUGAUGGAUUUAUAGUGGAUGAUGUUGAAGAUGAAGAUGAGCAAGAUGAAGAAGAGAGGCCAGAAAGUGAUGAUGAGCGGCAGAAGAAGAAAAAGAGGAAGAAAAAGGAGGAGUAUGUCCUUGAUGAAGAUGAUUAUGAGUUGUUGGAGGAUAAUAACAUCAAUAUUCAUCGUCGGAAGGAGAGCAAAAAGUUCAAACGGCUGAAAAAAGGUCGGAGGGAUACCGAGGAGGAGCCCUCUGGAUUAUCUGGUGAAGAGUUUGAUGGGAGUGGUAAAGUUGGGCGAACUGCUGAGGAGAAGCUUAAACGCAGUUUAUUUGGUGAUGAUGAAGGAGCUCCACCUGAAGACAUUGUUGAAGAAGAGGAACAAGGAGAGGAGGAGGAGGAGGAUGCAGACAUUGGAGAAGAUGAUGAAAUGGCUGACUUCAUUGUGGAUGAAGACGUAAUGGAUGAGAAUGGAGAUCUUGUGAGACGAAGGAAGCUGAAGAGAAAGAAAACUAGGCAGGCACCAGGUGUCUCUUCAUCAGCUUUGCAAGAAGCACAAGAGUUAUUUGGUGAUGUGGAAGAAUUGUUGCAGAACCGCAAGCACAAACUGGAAUCGAAUGAAUAUAGAGAAACUAGACUUGAGGAUGAAUUUGAGCCUAUUGUCCUUUCAGAGAAGUAUAUGACAGAGAAAGAUGACCAGAUAAGGGAGCUAGACAUUCCGGAGAGAAUGCAGAUAUCUGAGGAGAGUACCGGUGCUCCUCCUAUGGAUGGAGGUAUUUUAGAAGAGGAGAGCCAAUGGAUAGUUAGCCAACUUGGCAAUGGUGCAGUCCCUUGGAUUUCCAAGAAAAUCACAAGCAAUCAAAAUGGGGCUAAGGAACUACCAAUUGAGAAGGAUGAUAUUUUAAGAUUUUUGGAAAUGCAUCAUGUGCAGAAAUUAGAUAUUCCUUUUAUUGCUAUGUAUCGGAAGGAGGAGUGCUUAAGCUUAUUAAAAGACCUUGAGCGAUCUGAAGAUGGUGAUGAGAAUUGGGAUAAGAAUAACAAGACACCUACUCUAAAAUGGCACAAGGUUCUCUGGGCUCUACAGGAUUUGGACAGGAAGUGGUUACUUCUUCAGAAGAGGAAGAGUGCCCUUCAGCAAUACUAUAGGAAAAGAUUUGAAGAAGAGUCACGCCGUGUUUAUGAGGAAACACGACUAAACUUGAACCGGCAGUUGUUUGAAUCUGUUAUGAGAUCCCUGAAGGAGGCGGAAUCUGAGAGGGAAGUUGACGACGUUGACUCCAAGUUCAACUUGCACUUUCCACCAGGUGAAGUUGGUGUUGAUGAAGGCCAAUACAAGAGGCCAAAAAGGAAGUCUAUGUAUAGCACUUUCAGUAAGGCAGGUCUGUGGGAGGUUGCAAGCAGGUUUGGGUGCAGUGCUGAGCAACUUGGGUUAUGUCUCUCACUUGUUGCUCUGCAUGAGUUGGAGGAUCCAAAGGAAACACCAGAGGAGAUGGCUUCAAAUUUUACAUGUACCAUGUAUGAUACCCCUCAAGAAGUACUUAAGUGUGCUAGGCACAUGGCAGCUGUUGAGAUAAGUUGUGAGCCUAGCAUUAGGAAGCAUGUUCGCACUCACUUUCUUGAUCAUGCGGUGGUGUCUACCUGUCCUACUGCAGAUGGAAAUACAACAAUAGAUUCUUUCCAUCAGUUUGCUGGUGUGAAGUGGUUGCGCGAGAAGCCAUUGUCCAAGUUUGAGGAUGCCCAAUGGCUCCUUAUACAGAAGGCAGAGGAGGAGAAACUUCUCCAAGUUACUAUUAAGCUUCCUGAAGAGUAUCUUAAUAAGUUAAUAGACCAAUUUAAUGAGUAUUAUAUUAGUGAUAGUGUUAGCAGAUCUGCUCAGCUGUGGAAUGAACAGAGGAAGCUGAUAUUGAAUGAUGCAAUCUUUCGGUUUCUCUUACCAUCUAUGGAAAAGGAGGCAAGAGGUGUUUUGUCAAGCAAGGCAAAGAAUUGGUUACUUAUGGAGUAUGGGAAGGCAUUGUGGAGUAAGGUUUCUGUGGGGCCUUAUCAGCAGAAGGAAAAUGAUCUUAGCUCUGAUGAAGAGGCCGCUCCUAGGGUUAUGGCAUGUUGUUGGGGCCCUGGCAAACCACAGACAACUUUUGUUAUGUUGGAUUCUUCAGGAGAAGUGCUAGAUGUGCUUUACACUGGGUCUCUUACUUUUAGAUCACAGAAUGUCAAUGACCAACAACGGAAGAAGAAUGACCAGGAACGCGUGCUUAAGUUUAUGACAGAUCACCAACCACAUGUUGUUGUUUUGGGAGCUGUAAAUUUGUCUUGCACUCGUCUAAAGGAAGAUAUAUAUGAGGUCAUUUUUAAGAUGGUAGAGGAAAACCCUCGAGAUGUUGGGCAUGAAAUGGAUGGGCUCAGCAUUGUGUAUGGGGAUGAAUCUCUUCCCCGUCUUUAUGAAAAUUCACGAAUUUCCUCCGAACAACUUCCUUCCCAACAAGGUAUAGUGAGGCGGGCUGUUGCACUUGGUCGAUAUCUUCAGAACCCAUUGGCAAUGAUUGCAACAUUAUGUGGACCUAGAAAGGAAGUAUUAUCAUGGAAACUGAGCUCUUUAGAGAGCUUUCUUAACCCAGAUGAUAAGUUUGCUAUGAUUGAGCAAGUUUUGGUAGAUGUGACUAAUCAGGUUGGAUUAGAUAUUAAUCUGGCGAUAAAUCAUGAGUGGUUAUUUGCACCAUUGCAAUUUGUUUCCGGGCUUGGUCCACGAAAGGCUGCAUCCUUACAGAGAUCGUUGGUGAGAGCUGGUGCAAUUUUUACUCGGAAAGACUUCCUGACAGAACAUAAACUGGGUAAAAAGGUGUUUGUCAAUGCAGUUGGGUUUUUGCGUGUACGACGAAGUGGGUUGGCUGCUAGCAGCAGCCAGUUUAUUGAUUUGCUGGAUGAUACAAGAAUCCAUCCAGAAUCAUAUAGUCUUGCUAUAGAGUUGGCUAAAGAUGUCUAUGAGGAGGAUGGAACAGGUGAUGCAAACGAUGAUGAUGAUGCUGAGAUGGCCAUUGAGCAUGUGAGAGACCGGCCUAGCUAUUUGAAAAACCUAGACGUCGAGGAAUAUGCUGCUGGAAAGAAACGCCAGAACAAGAUAGAAACUUUCUAUGACAUAAAAAGAGAACUGAUUCAAGGUUUCCAGGAAUGGCGUAAGCAAUAUGAAGAACCAAGCCAGGAUGAGGAGUUCUAUAUGAUUUCAGGUGAGACUGAGGAGACUCUGGCGGAAGGUAAAAUUGUCCAAGCCACUGUUCGCAGAGUGCAAGCCCAGAAAGCAAUAUGUGGGCUUGAAUCUGGAAUGACUGGAAUCCUUAUGAAAGAAGACUAUACUGAUGAUUGGAGAGACGUAGUUGAACUUUCUGAUAGGAUACACGAGGGUGACAUACUCACGUGUAAAAUCAAGUCAAUUCAAAAGAAUAGGUAUCAAGUCUUCCUUGUUUGUAGAGAGAGUGAAAUGAGAAGCAACCGUUUUCAAAACAACCGUGAUCUUGAUCCUUACUACCAUGAAGACAGAAGCUCUCUGCAGAGUGAUCAAGACAAAGCUCGGAAAGAAAAGGAGCUUGCGAAGAAGCAUUUCAAGCCGAGGAUGAUUGUCCAUCCACGCUUUCAAAAUAUAACUGCUGAUGAAGCAAUGGAGUUCUUGUCUGACAAAGACCCUGGGGAAAGCAUUAUUCGUCCUAGUUCACGUGGACCUUCAUAUCUUACUUUAACGCUCAAAAUUCAUGAUGGAGUGUAUGCCCACAAAGAUAUAGUUGAAGGUGGAAAGGAACAUAAGGACAUUACAAGCUUGCUUCGAAUUGGGAAGACACUCAAAAUUGGAGAGGACACUUUCGAGGAUUUAGAUGAGGUUAUGGACCGUUAUGUUGAUCCCUUGGUGACUCAUUUAAAGGCAAUGUUAAAUUACCGCAAGUUCAGGAAGGGUACAAAAGCAGAAGUUGAUGAACUUUUGAGGCUGGAGAAAUCUGAGUAUCCAAUGCGCAUUGUCUAUAGUUUUGGCAUCUCGCAUGAACAUCCUGGAACAUUUAUAUUAACUUAUAUAAGAAGUACAAAUCCACAUCAUGAGUACAUUGGACUUUAUCCAAAAGGAUUCAGAUUUCGCAAGAAGAUGUUUGAGGACAUUGAUCGGCUUGUGGCGUAUUUUCAGAGGCAUAUUGAUGAUCCCCAGCAUGAUUCAGCCCCUUCCAUAAGAUCUGUGGCUGCUAUGGUACCAAUGCGAAGCCCUGCGGCUGGUGGUUCAUCAGGGGCAUCUACAGGUAGUGGCUGGGGAGGUUCAAACAAUGAGGGUGGUUGGAAGGGUAACUCCUAUGAUAGGGAUCGAUCAUCUACUCCUGGUUCCAGGACAGGACGGGGAGAUUACAGACACAAUAAUAGAGAUGAACACCCUAGCGGAGUGCCUCGUCCAUAUGGCGGUGGACGUGGUCGCGGACGCGGACGUGGUCGAGGUUCUUACGAUAACAAUAGAGGACAUGGCUCCAAUAAUGAAAGGCAGGACUCCGGGUAUGGUGGAUCUAGAUGGAGUUCGGCUAAAAAGGAUGCAGAUGAUUUAAGCAAUUUUCCAGGGGCUAAGGUCCAAAAUUCUCCUGGAAGAGAAGCUUUCCCUGGUGGUUGGGGGGGAAGUGGUGGAGGUAGCAGCAGUGGUUGGGGAGGUGGAAAUAGCGGCGAUGACAACGGGGGAUGGGGUGGUGGUGCAGGUCCAAGCGACACCGAUAAUGGAGGCUCCGGCUGGGGAGCUGGCUCUAAGAAAGCAUCUGACAAUGGAUGGUCUGGAAAUGCUGGGGGCGGCUCUGGUUGGUGAACUGUUGAGAACUUAGUUUAGCUUGCCCUCAGGCAGUUGCUUCAUGUUCAAUUCAUAUUUGACCUACAUUAGCAUAGCAUACCUGUGGGGGGAUUAGCUUCAUCUGAAGUCAUUUGACUGACUGACAUGUAAUCAACCCUCUUUGGCGCCUACUUUUGCACUCGUAAUUUGGUUGUAAAUAUGUGUAAACUUGAACAGAUGUAGUCGAGCGCACGGGAGAGUGCAUUUGAUUUUGUCAUUUUUGCUGAAAUUAGGUAGUAACUUUUAUGAAAUUAUUGGUUUUUUGGCUGCCUGUUAGGUGAUGCUUUUAUGAGGAGCAAAAUCUUAAAA